GCAAUUCCUGCGGACUGCUUCUUUGUGAAAUGUAAUGGAGUCCUGGUUGCUGCUAGCGACACGGUGCAGCAUGGAGCUGUCUACACCUUGGAGCCCAGACUUUGUGGAGGGAAAGGAGGUUUUGGGUCUAUGCUUCGAGCACUCGGUGCUCAGAUUGAGAAGACAACCAAUCGAGAAGCCUGCAGGGAUCUCAGUGGGAGGAGAUUACGCGAUGUCAAUCAUGAGAAAGCGAUGGCCGAGUGGGUAAAACAGCAAGCUGAGCGAGAGGCUGAAAAGGAGCAAAAGCGCCUGGAGAGACUGCAGCGAAAGCUUGCAGAGCCUAAGCACUACUUCACCAGCCCCGACUACCAGAGGCAGUGCCAUGAAAUGGCUGAGCGUCUGGAGGAUUCCGUCCUCAAAGGUAUGCAGGCUGCCUCCAGCAAGAUGGUGUCAGCAGGAAUCAGUGAGACUCGGAAACGGCCUAACAAGUCAAAGGCAGACCAGGAAGCUGGAGCAAAGAAAAGGAAAUGCUUUUGGUUGGGCAUGGAAGGACUGGAGGCUGCUGAGGGCUCCAGCGCUGAAAGCUCAGAUGACGACAGUGAUGAAGCCCCCGGUACUUCGGGGUCUGGCCCGAGCUGCUGUGCUCCAGAAAAUGGUAGUGAUGGAGUUGAGGUGGCAGUUGACCGUCCUUGCAGUCCUCAGAGCUCAGGAUUGAGCACACACUCCAAGUCUCCGGAAAAGCUUCAGAAAGACAUGCCUGACCCUGACCCUGGGCAGGACAUUCUGGAGAACACACAAACUGAGCUGGGAGAGACAUGUGCCACAGAGCACAGCGAAAAGAAGAUGGACACAGAAACAGAAGAGACCUCGGCAAAGGAGACAGAGGGUCCCACACCCACACAGAAGGACCAAGAGACAGGAGUGACUAGUGGGGACAGUGCUGCCAUGGCUGUAUCUGGAGAAAAUGUGAAAAGUGUCCCCAUUGCUAAACUGGAGGGAAGCCAAUCAGGAGACACAGCUCUCCGUCAGGAAGCUGUGGAUCUGUUAGCAUUCAGCUCCGCAGCAGAGUUGGAGUCGCUGGGUUUGGAGAGGCUGAAGAGUGAACUGAUGGCCCUUGGACUGAAGUGCGGGGGCACCCUGCAGGAGCGUGCAGCCAGGCUCUUCUCUGUCAGGGGCCUGGCAAAGGAGCACAUUGACCCAGCUCUGUUUGCCAAGCCUUCAAAAGGGAAGAAGAAAUGAAUUUCCUCAGCUCUCAUGAUUUUGACACUUCCUCUGACUUGAUGUGGACUUGUGGCCAAUGUUCCUGUUGAUACUAAAAGGCGGUUUUUCAAUAACUCACUUCUAACUAGUCUCUCUUCAUUGGUACCUGGGCUUGAGGUUUUCAUCGGAGAGAAAAAACUUUGUAGGUUAUUUUCCUUUCUUUUUGGUGUUUUUGGGAGAGUCUCACAGCCAAGUUCCAGGACAGCUAGGGCUACACAGAGAAAAACAAACAAAUUAAAAAUUGGUGGAGACUCACUCUGUAGUCUGGACUGACAAACGACUUUGUAGUUCAGUUUGGUCUCAGACUUGCAGUGAUCCUUCUGCCUCAGCUCUGAGCCCCUGCAUCUGCUUUGUCAGGCGUUCAUAAGUUUCUUAGGUUUUAUAUUGUGUCAUUUUGGUGUGUUUUCAGAAAAUUUAUUUGUAGACAGUUAUUCGUAACUUGUGGUAAAAACCUCUCUCCUUCCAAUACUGAGUGUCUGUGUACUACAAGGGAUGGGACCUAGCUGCUCCCAUGCCUCUCACACUGGGGGUUUACUUUAGCAGGGGUCUAUUUCGUUUGGUUUAUGAAUUGUUCUCAAUUGUCAGUCUCAUUGGCAUUUGCAUUUUGUUUCCUCUCCUAUGUACCUUGGGUUUUCUUUACUCAUUUUUCUUUAGUUCCUUUAGAUCACUGAUUAUAGAUUUUCUUGCAUUUAUUUUUUUAAGUAUAUUGUCCAAUUAGCAAAUAUUUGUUUUCUCUAAAUGUCUUAUUGAUACUGACUAUUCAGGUCAGAAAAUACCUUGCAGUGUACUGUUGAAAAGAACAAGCACAAACCGGGUAUGGUAGCCCACACCUUUAAUCCCAGCGCUCAGGAAGGCAGAAGCAGGCAGAUCUCUGAGUUUGAGGCCGGCCUGAUCUACAGAGUGAGUACCAGGACAACCAGGACUACACAUGUUCUCAACUGGCAGGGGAGUGUGUUCUGGAAUACAGGUCAUGUGAGUGGUUGGUAGGAUUAUUCCUACAAUCUGUCUGUGCUGGUUUGUUUUCACAAGGAACUAAGAGAACAUUAGAAUUAUGAUUGGAAUUGCCUUUUUUGAAAUAAAAAUAAUCUUAUUAGUAUU
Molecule: messenger RNA, 2337 nt
Organism: Cricetulus griseus (Chinese hamster)
Lineage: Eukaryota; Metazoa; Chordata; Mammalia; Rodentia; Cricetidae
Source: RefSeq, a predicted model, not a curated record